Messenger RNA from Notodromas monacha, 4219 nucleotides. The record is from the annotation of a GenBank genome assembly. Lineage: Eukaryota; Metazoa; Arthropoda; Ostracoda; Podocopida; Cyprididae.
AAUCCAGCUGGCCGAGAUUUUGCGGAAUUGGUGGAAAGCGUCGCUUACAUUUUAGUGCAACAAGAAAAUGUGAAUCUCGCCGUUUUUCGCAGGAUCUUCUCUUCCCGAGGCGUGUUGGAGAAGUUCUUUCGGCUGGUGGACGCCGACAAGGACGACGUUGUUUCAGUGCCUGAGAUCAUGGAGACCAUCACCAACAUGACUAUGCCAGGGGAUAGGGAACAUAGUUUGACAGCCGAGAAUUUGGCACUUUUAGAAAAAAUGUUCCGGGAACACAUGAGCCGGGACUCGGAGAUUCAUCUCGAUGAGUUUAGGGCCAUUCUCAAUUCCAAAAAUCCGUUUUUUGCAGAGAGGGUUUUUAGCAUCUUUGACCGGGAUGGAUCCGGUGCCAUUUCUCUGGCCGAGUUCCUCGAGUCCAUGGGCCGGUUUGCAACUCAGAAUCACGACGAGAAAAUAAGCUUCCUUUUUCAAAUCUAUGACGUUGAUGGGGAUGGCCUGAUUCAGAGGACCGAGUUGCAGGCUGUGCUUAGGGCAUGCAUGGAUGAAAAUGGCAUGAAUUUCAGCGAUGAGCAAAUUGAGGACCUCACGUAUGCCCUGUAUGAGGACGCAGAUGCCACAGGCAACGAAAUCACUUACGAUGCCCUCAAAGCCCAGCUCAUGAAACACGAAGGACUGUUGGAGAACCUCAGCAUUUCAAUUGAGAGAUGGCUGGUGCCUCCGAAAAAGAGCACCCAGGGCAAGUCGCACAGUUUCCAGCUUCCUUACCAGCUGACAAUGCCUUACAUAAAGAACAACUAUGUGUAUUUGAUCUUCGUGGGACUCAUCAUUGCCACAAACAUCAUCCUGGCAGCCAAGAGAAUUUACGACUUCCGGACUUCCAAUGGCUUUAUCAUAGUGGCGAGGAUAUGUGGUCAGUGCUUGAACUUCAACUCGACCUUCAUCCUGGUGCUGAUGCUGAGACACACGCUGACCUUUCUGCGCAAUCACGGACUGGCGAGUGUGCUUCCCCUGGAUCAGCACAUUUACUUGCACAAAGUCUGCGGUUGGCUCAUCUUGUCCUUUGCUCUGGUCCACACAGUUGCUCAUUUAGCAAACAUAGCUUACUUCUUCAUGCCGGUACUGGACAAGUUGGACUUGACUUACGCCGAGUGGCUGUUCACUACGCGGCCGGCCCCGAAUUUCUACGGAAAACCCAUCAAUUAUGGUUUGGUUACUGCUUGGGCGAAUCCCACUGGCUGUGCACUGGUCGUCAUUCUCAUCGUCAUGAACUUUUGGAAAUGGCUGGUCGGACCCGGGAUAAUCUUCCUGAUUGAGCGUCUGGUCCGAGUGGUUCGCAUGAGCAGCAAUUCCGGAAGGACUUACAUUUCCUCUGGGAUCAUGCUGCCGUCCAAGACUGAAGUCUGUUACGUGGAUGUGUCUGUUAUGCGAGACGAACAACUGUACGUCUCUAGAGGCGGUCUGUUGGGCAAAAAAUCUGCUGUGCCGGAGGUAACACAUUUGGUUGUGAAGAGGCCGCCGAACUUUUUCUACAGCGCCGGGGAUUACGUCUUUGUCAACAUUCCGGCCAUUGCCAAGUACGAAUGGCACCCGUUUACCAUCAGCAGUGCACCCGAGUUGGAAGAUUACAUUUGGCUGCAUAUCCGAGGAGUCGGCCAGUGGACGAAUAGACUGUAUAAUCACUUUGCUGCUGAGCAAGCCAAGCUGGAGAAUAUGAAACACACUGCAAUGGUGCCCAUGGAAGGACUGCUGAAAGGCCUGACAGUGCCCAAGAAACCUGCCAAGGGCAGGCCAAGAUCAGGAUUCCAGAACAUCAAGAGGAAGAUCAGCCAGUCUUUCAGGCCGAGUAACCGAGACAGCGUUGUCGUGACGAACAGCCACGAAAUGGCGAUUAACGGCUCGGCUUCGGCGGCGGCGAUGAGGAACGGCGGCGGCGGUGGCGGCAGUGGGCCUCCUUUGCCUGACCACUUGGUUCGGAAGCCUCCCUGGCUCGGGUACCACAGUGCCACGUCUGACGUGUUCCUGCAGACGAGUCCCAGCCCCGCGGGCAUGGAGACGGCGACUCACCGGCGCAAGACGCGGUUCCUGAGCACGGGCAAGAAGCCAGCCCUGCCAACGUCCAAGUAUUCGCCGGCCAGCACGGGGGCCACAAUUACAGUGGUGCCGCCGUCUCAGCGGAAGGUGGAGAAGACCAAGUCUCUGCCGGACUUGNGCACGGGGGCCACAAUUACAGUGGUGCCGCCGUCUCAGCGGAAGGUGGAGAAGACCAAGUCUCUGCCGGACUUGGAGGUGAACAUGAGGCGAAGGAACAAGAAUUUGCUACUCAGGGAGAAGGGAAGAGCCACUUCAGAGCACGCGUUUGACGACCAGACCCUGCAGCGGGCAGUGAUCCAGGCCUCUGGCAGCAGCAGCAGUGCCUACAAGUCCCCGCAGAACCGGUCGGUGGCCUACAGUUUCCGCUACAUGCGCCGCAAACCCACCAUUGUGGCCCUGGAGACGCCCAGGAACUCGGAGGCCUUUGGGGACACCAAUAGCACCAUUGGGCCCGGGACGAGCCAGCUGGCCCUGUCUGCCAACACGAGUGGGAUUCGGAACAAGGACCGCCGCUCCGUGUCGGCCAACCUAGUGAGUGCUUUGGAGACUGUGGCGGAAGAGGAGCACACGCAGAUAACAGCAUCAGGUGCAGGGGGGAAAGAAGGCCACCAGCUGAUGGUGGUGCCGGCGGCGGCGGCGGCAGCAGGGGACACCUCGGCUGUCGGCGGCGACAGUAGUAGUAAGGCCAUGAUGAUGAUGAUGAGCGACGUGGAUGAAGAGGUGGCCCUGAGGGAGAGGGAACCCCGGCCUGGGAUUGACUACCCUGUGGGCAAAGCCCUGGAGAUUUUCCUCGACGGGCCUUACGGAGCCCCUUCCAGCCACAUCUUCCGGGCCCAGCACGCGGUACUCGUGGGCACCGGGAUCGGAGUGACCCCGUUCGCGUCCAUUCUGCAGUCCAUCAUGCACAGGUACUGGAAUGCUCGCCAGUCCUGCCCCAACUGCCGCUUCACCUGGUGCUCCACCAUCCCCAAGUCCAUCAUGCACCUCCGCAAGGUGGACUUCUUCUGGAUCAACCGGGACCAAAUGUCCUUCGAGUGGUUUGUGGAGCUCCUGUCGCAGUUGGAGAUGGAACAGGCAGAGUUGGGGGGAGCCAUGGAGAGAUUCCUGGACAUGCACAUGUACAUCAGUUCUGCUCUCCAGAAAACUGACAUGAAGGCUCUUGGACUCCAGCUGGCCCUGGAUCUGCUGCAUGAAAAGGAAAAGAGGGAUUUGAUCACUGGUUUGAAGACCAGAACUGUAGCUGGGAGACCCAACUGGACCAAAGUUUUCCAGCAAAUCGCAGAGCAGAACAAAGGAAAAGUGACGGUUUUCUUUUGCGGUCCCCCUGAACUUGCCAGAGUUCUCCGCGUCAAGUGUCACGAGUUUGGAUUUGCCUUCAGGAAAGAAUCCUUCUAAAAAAAAACCAAAAAAAAAUUAGGAUGCUGAUGCACAUGAGUAUACAGCAUAUAUAUAUUAUACGUGAUUUGAUUUGAGCCGGGGAGAGAAAAUUUUCGAGUGAAGAUACCAAUCAAUCAGUUUCAGCAGUGCCAAGAUGCAAUUUUAGCAUGGAAUAUUUUUAUUUUUUGUUUCUUCCAUCUGGUGCUGUGAUAAAACGAAAAAGCGAGUGAGUGAGCUCAAGUAUAGUGAGACGAAAGAACUCGGCAGUAUUCUGAAGGGCCUUUAUUACUUGAAAUUCUUACUGUGUCUGAGAAGUAUAUAUCUUCACCUCGUCUUGAUUUAAUUUGGACAAAAGAAAAAAUUCAUCACACUGUACUCGUGUUUGAACACUUCAUUAAUCUCUGUGCAUGCUCUCAAGCUUUAUUUUAUUUAUUUGUUUGUUCGUUCGUUGUAAAGAGAAAAAGAAACACUUUUUCAACAAGGUGGAAAAUUUUCCGUUCAAAAAUUUCACACUGCUGUACUGCUGUAUCAUGGGUUUGAAUGAAGUUCAAUGGGUUCAUACAAUGUGCCAUCAAGUGAAUUUAUGAUUGUUCAUGUGAUGCGUUUAUAUAAACUUCGAGGAGAGAACCAUUAUGGUUUCGAAAGGGGGCCUUUACCAGAUUUUUUUUUGUUUGUUUAACAUUGAUAUUCAGCUUGUCAAAUACAAUUAGAAGCUUCUGUGCUUGAGCAUUGUGGUCUUUGAUUGUUCACUGGC